AUGGAGGUCAUGACUGGAAAAGGCGGCGCCAAGCCCGUCCCCAACUAUCUUCGGCCAUCGACCGGGUCGUGCCACGAUGCGUGCAAGCACGGCGGCCAUCACGCGUUCGUGGAGAAACAGGAAGCUCCAAGGACCCAACCCAAACCCCGGAAGAAGCAGCAGCCAUCAGCUUCGGAUGACCAGAACCAAAAGAGAAGGCUGGUCAAGGUACGGUCGGUGUCACGUAGGCGUGUCGUAGAUUUCAGCAAACCCGACAAGGCCGAUACGCCGGCCGGUGGGAGCGAGAUUGUUGUUGAGUGGAAGGACAUCGUGGCCUAUGACGCAGUGCCAGCUCCUGCUCCUGCCGAUGGACCAUCUCAUCAACAACCUGAUGGGAGGAAGAAGAAGAGGGAUGUGAUGAAGGGGAAAACACCAUUUGCCAAGACCACCCAUCCGGAGACUCCUGUCAAGAACCCAACCGAAUCACUGAACAAGAGGCUGGCUAAGACCGUCAGGUCGACGCUCACCGGGAAGGCCUCCAUCAAGAAGCCUCAAGCCGCCGCUGACAAGAAGGAGGCUGGCAAGAGAACAGAGAGUGUAAAGCCACCGAAAGCGAAGAAACCCAUGACACUGCCCGUCGAAAACAAGGAAAUUGUCCAGGGUGACACAACUGGUGAUGUUAAGCAGGGGAAGUCACUCUACACUCCUGACCAAGAAGAGCGUGCUGCCAUUGCUGAAUCAAGCAGGGCACAUCGGAGGGCCAAGAGCAUGAGCAUCAGCAGCCGAUCGGUGCGCUUCCCGUUCACCCGACAAGCGACCAAUAACUCGGCCACCUUCAAGCUGCGCUCCAAGAGCAGCACGGCACCCGUCCUCCCAUCCGAACAAGAGAAGCCCACGCGGCUCAGGUUCAGAAAGGGGAGAGCAGCCGGCGAGGAGUCCAGCGGCGGCAUCCAGCUCAGGGCCAGGAGCCUGCGGAGGCGAGGGAGCGGCCUGUCCGGCGGCGCACACGCGGGCUUCGUGGUGCCGGAGUUGACGCUGAGGCACCAAAAGACGCUGGAGAGGAAGAAGAGCCGGAGGCUGUCUAACAACCUGAUCGAGGAGACGGCGAGCAAGCUGGCCAAGAGCAGGAGGAGCAGGGUCAAGUCCCUGGUUGGGGCUUUUGAAUCUCUCAUCUCCAAGAUUGGAAAGUAG
This is a messenger RNA of Triticum turgidum subsp. durum (durum wheat), 1170 nucleotides long. The record is from the annotation of a GenBank genome assembly. NCBI's taxonomy places the organism in Eukaryota, Viridiplantae, Streptophyta, Magnoliopsida, Poales, Poaceae.